Oncorhynchus keta (chum salmon) is the source of this 3463-nucleotide messenger RNA. RefSeq names its product gap junction gamma-1 protein-like. Gene Ontology annotation, biological process: cell communication. NCBI's taxonomy places the organism in Eukaryota, Metazoa, Chordata, Actinopteri, Salmoniformes, Salmonidae. Gene Ontology annotation, cellular component: connexin complex. The transcript is spliced from 2 exons. The record is from RefSeq and is a predicted model, not a curated record. The coding region runs from base 655 to 2097 and encodes 480 amino acids.
UCCUUUCCAGUAUGGAGCAGGAGCGAAAUUGUUGACGUUCUUUCCAGUGAAUCAAGAAUGGACGAUUUGACUCCAUGGGAUCAUGAUAUGGAAGGGACUCUUUGGAACUUAAUCUUCCCCUUGGUGCACUGUUAUCUUUGGCCUGGUGGUGGAGACUCAAUUACACACUGCAUUAUGGGUCAUCCAACCGAGUGAAGUCAUCAAAGUCGUAUUGGGAUCCCAACUUUCCUCUCUCCUCGGGCUCUUGGUGUUGAGCAACUGAACAGAACUAACUAGUGUAAACCUGGCAUCAGCCUACUCUCUGGGCGCCCUCACAGGCAGAGCCCAGACCCAACCAAUCCUGUCAAGCCUGUCCUGAUUUGACAGGCGCUAUCACUAUGGAGAGAGGAUGAGGGACUGCCACUGGUCACAGCGGGAACCCGGUUCCGUUGUCACUCUCCGUUUCAUUGCCCCAAGGUUAUGUCAAAGAGGACCUGCAUUGUUCUACUGUUGGAACUUUCCGUGUCUCUUCGCGCGCUUCUCAGUGAUGGAAGUAGAAAACGUGUCAGCGCAACAGCUCCUUUCAUAAGAAACGUAAAUCUUACAUCAGGCAUUUUUAGGAGUCUGUGAGCAGGUGAGUGCGGGACCCUGUCUGCCCCACUGUCCAGUGACAUAAUGAGCUGGAGCUUCCUCACGCGGCUGCUGGAGGAGAUCCACAACCACUCCACCUUCGUGGGGAAGCUGUGGCUCACCGUGCUUGUCGUCUUCCGCAUCGUCCUCACUGCCGUCGGGGGAGAGUCCAUCUACUACGACGAGCAGAGCAAGUUCGUCUGCAACUCGGGCCAGCCGGGCUGCGAGAACGUCUGCUACGACGCCUUCGCGCCACUAUCGCACGUCCGCUUCUGGGUCUUCCAGAUCAUCCUGGUGGCCAUGCCAUCUCUCAUGUACAUGGGCUACGCCGUCAACAAGAUCGCCCAGCUGGACAAGGGCGGGGGAGGGGUGGCCACUGAGACAGGGGGAGGGGGAUACACCCAUCGGAGGCCCAGGAAGAUCUGCUUCGGGGCGCGGCAGCACCGGGGUAUAGAGGAGGACCAGGACCAGGACCAAGAGGAUGACCCUAUGAUCUACGAGGUGCCUGAGCCCGAGCCCCCUCGCCGGGUCGACCCACUAGCACCACGGCCCACGCCCAAGGUACGCCAUGACGGGCGGCGGCGUAUCCAGGGUGACGGGCUGAUGCGUAUCUACGUGCUGCAGCUGGUGACUCGCACGGCGCUGGAGGCGAGCUUCCUGGCGGGCCAAUACCUGCUGUACGGCUUCCGCGUCAUUCCCGUGUUCGUGUGCUCCUUCAAGCCCUGCCCCCACAGCGUGGACUGCUUCGUGUCGCGGCCCACGGAGAAGACCAUCUUCCUGCGCAUCAUGUACGGCGUCACGGUGCUCUGCCUCACCCUCAACGUGUGGGAGAUGCUGCACCUGGGCAUCGGGACCAUCUGUGACAUCCUCCGCCGUCGCCGCUGCCCACCCCAGGAGGACGAGUACCAACUGGGGCUGCUGGGACCCAGCGUGGGGGUCUCUGUGGGGGUGCCAGUCCCGGAGCCGGGCACGGGGGGAGGGGUGGUGGGGGACGGGGGUGCUGACUACGUGGGGUACCCGUUCUCGUGGAACGCCCCGUCGGCUCCACCGGGCUACAACAUCGUGGUGAAGCCGGAGCAGAUCCCCUACACGGAUUUGAGCAAUACCAAGAUGGCGUGCAAACAGAACCGGGCCAACAUUGCCCAGGAAGAGCAGCAGCAGUUUGGGAGCAACGAGGACAAUUUCCCCACGGGAGGGGAGGCCCGCGUGGCCCUCAACAAAGACAUGAUCCUGCAUGCCCAUGACCAGCUAGAGGCAGCCAUCCAGGCCUACAGCCAGCAGCACAGGGCAGAGGAACACCUGGGGGACAACCAUGAUGACAAGCCCCAAAGCAACAUCACCCAGGCCCAGCCACAGCCACAGCCUCACAAGGAGCGCAAGCACCGCUUUAAACACGGCAAGGGGGGCAGCAGUGGAGAAGGGACUGGAAGCAGCAGCAACAGCAGUAGUGGCAAGUCAGGGGUGGGCAAGCCUUCUGUGUGGAUUUGACCAUGUACACACACACACACACACACACACACACACACACACACACACACACACACACACACACACACACACACACACACACACACACACACACACACGCACACACACACACACACGCGCACACACACACACGCACACACUCCAGCACUGACGGAGCCCCAUAUCCCUGUAGAGUAUGUGUCAGUGAGGGAAGGGGUGGCCCCGAAAACUCCAGGACCGGCCCUGAACGGAGGGCUGAGGUAGUGGGAUGUCAUGUUGUCUUUCUGUGGAUAUUUCAAUACCAUGUUGUGCCUUUAAAAAAUCCCACAAGCUAGAGGAGACUACUAGCCUACAGUAGUAGUAGUAUGUCAGUGUGGACAGGUGUGUCAGGAGCAUUAGUGAUUUUGCAGCAGGCAGUUGUUUGCCUGGGCUGUCGCUGUCUAACCUAAAACACAACUCUCUGAAACAGUCUCUAGUGUUUCUGAACUCUUCCAAUUCUGAAGCAGACACUUGUUCUCUGUUGUCUUCCUACUGUCCCCGUCUUCCAGUAGCCUGACGACUCACACUAAGUGAUUCUGUAGUUUGGUGCAUACUUUAGUCUGAGCCUGCUAUCAUUGAAGUUGUUUGUGGUGACGAAGUGCAUAUGGGGCAUUGUACAAAACCAAGUCACCAGCGAUUGGAUCGUCUCUAACCAAUCGGAGUCCAUGGGCGCCGCUUUACCCACUUGUGUUCUGACUCUGGCCCAACCCAUCGGUUUCUGGACCAAUCAGAUGGCCUCGAAUGUGUUUGCAUUCGGUGAAGGGUACUCCGAUCCAGACUCAUUGAGGCGAAGGAACUAACAUCCGUGGGCGUGGCGUAGCAUUUGACCGGAUGAAGGAUUCUGGGCAGCCAGGCAAGUCUUCCAGAGGAUAUUAGGCUGAGAAAAUGACUCUAUCGUUAUCAUCUUUUUUUAAACAUUUUCUGAUCCAUUUAUUUAUAUCCCGUCCAUUCUCUUGGUGAUCCUGAUUUCCAUUCCAGAUUUCGAUCAAGCUAAUCUGUCGGGCUGAAAUUUCUGCAAAGUCACAGGCUUCGUAAUACAUUGGCAUCAGAAUGAAUGGACAUCAUAAUGCAAUGAACGACAUCGUAAUACAAAGACAGUUGAAAACAAUUACUUUAUAAUAAUACAAUUUAUACAAUGACAUCAUAAUGCAAUGGCAUCAUAAUGCAAUGACUUCAUAAUGCAAUGACAUCAUAAUGCAAUGACUUCAUAAUGCAAUGGCAUCAUAAUGCAAUGGCGUCAUAAUGCAAUGACUUCAUAAUGCAAUGACUUCAUAAUGCAAUGGCAUCAUAAUGCAAUGACUUCAUAAUGCAAUGACAUCAUAAUGCAAUGACAUCAUAAUGCAAUGAC